Molecule: messenger RNA, 411 nt
Organism: Homarus americanus (American lobster)
Lineage: Eukaryota; Metazoa; Arthropoda; Malacostraca; Decapoda; Nephropidae
Product: GATA zinc finger domain-containing protein 4-like
Exons: 1
Coding region: 1-411 (136 amino acids)
Source: RefSeq, a predicted model, not a curated record
AUGGGCUCUUUCAGUACAAGUUAUGUUCUCGACCACUACACCAGACCACUGAAGAACAACGACCACUACACCAGACCACUGAAGAAUAACGACCACUGCACCAGACCACUGAAGAACAACGACCACUACACCAGACCACUGAAGAACAACGACCACUACACCAGACCACUGAAGAACAACGACCACUACACCAGACCACUGAAGAACAACGACCACUACACCAGACCACUGAAGAACAACGACCACUACACCAGACCACUGAAGAACAACGACCACUACACCAGACCACUGAAGAACAACGACCACUACACCAGACCACUGAAGAACAACGACCACUACACCAGACCACUGAAGAACAACGACCACUACACCAGACCACUGAAGAACAACUACACCAGAGCCUUAUCAUAA